AUGAUUCAGAUAUGCCGUGCAGAAGACGGCGAAUCAUAUCAGGUCAAUGCUAACUUACGAGACAUUGAGAGGCGAGGAAGCCUAGAGGCAUUCUUGAAUCAGGAGACGGGCGUUGAUCAGGACGCUAUCUUGGCCUACCUUUCCGAUGGCACGCGCUUGCGUACCGACAAUACUAUCUAUGUUUUCAACAAGUAUUAUUUGGAUUUUGACUUAAACGACGUGCUUCACGAGCUAAGGGUUAACCCACCUCUACAACCUCCGAUUGAAGAUUCAAUUUCUACAACUCCUCCAUAUCGACCUCCACAACUCGCCGCAUCUUACAUUCGCACAGCACACACGCACCUCGAACACGUCGUCCAUACCGUAGCCACCCUUCAUCGUCAACAUCAAGCAGCUCGAAUUGCAUCAGGCAGCCUCGAACUGAACGUUCUCGCUAUAGCUGACGUCUUCGAUGGCAUCGCUAUGACGGCCCGUAAGGACCUCGAACGUCAGGCUGCGCUCCUUGCUGGUCUGGAUGCGGAUUUGGAAAUUAUAAGCCGCGUGAAGAUACAUAUCGAAUUUUUGUCGCCUGCUGUGAGAACCGCGAUUGAGAACGGAGAGCGACCGAGGACGCUGGGUGAUUAUGUAUCGAAUGUGAAGAUGAAACAGGUCGCUGACGCGUGUGCGAGGACGCAUGAGGACCUUCGGGCUCAGUUCCAAGACGCUGAGAAGUCAGCGGCCAGAUUAACGAACGGAACUGAUUCUGUACGCGCAAUAGUAAUGAAUACGCAAAUUCUAGAGAGUGCGGACGCCUCAGGCCGUCGGGCGCAGGAGAUUCUUGAAAAGGCCUCGGACAUUACGGCAGCUCUUGAGAGUCCUGCCACGGAUUCAAAUAGCCUUCUUCGUGAGCUGAAACAUCUUGAUGGUGUACUGCGAAACGAAGUACAAGCUGUUACCGAAGCCAAGAACGCAUAUACCGAGCAAUGUAUCGGUAUCCUUCGGCAAAUCAGUGCCUUGAAUAUCGACAUUGUGCAGCUGCCAACGACCUUAUCUAACCUGCAAGGCAAAUUCAGGGCUAAGAACAGCUUUUCUCACAUACAAAGGCUUCAUAAUAUGCUGUAUGCAUAUGGUGCCACUGUCGUUGAGAUCGUGCGACGCAAGGAAUUUGCUCACUUUUUCUAUCAGCGCGCACAAAGCAUUUUGGAAGUGAUGGCCAAGCUGUCUGCAAGCGAGCGGAAGCGCCGACAGGUAUAUAGAGGGGAAGUGCAUGGUCAACUGCCCUUCGAUACAAAAGGAAUGGAUGAUGUUGUACCGACCAUCGACUUUUCACCUUCCGGUAGCAAAGAGCCGUCGUAUUCGCUGAAACGAGAUGACAUCGAUGUGUUGCUCCAAGUCCUGGGUGAUCUAGAGUCGUGGGCGCGGUCAAGUUCAGACCCUGUGGCGAUGGGCUCAAUACAGGAAGCAAGAAGUGCAGUGAAUAAGCUCAUAACCAAGAUGGAUAAUCUGGAAGCUGGGUUCGACCGUAUCGCUGAGCGUUCUUGUGAUACUCUCGGCAUCACGACUGUCCUCGUCACGCAGAAGGCCGAUCUUCAAACCACUGAACUCACAUUUCACUCCGAGCGGGAACGUGCGGAUAUACUGGAGCGUGAGCUGCACCAAGCCAAAGCGCAGAUUGAAAGCGAGGUUGCAGCCCGACGCAUACUGGAGCGCCGUAAUUUGGAGUUGGCCCAAGACCUCGAAAAAGAGCGACAGAAUCGUGUUCUAGCACUCGUUGAUGCAACGGAACAGACACGUGCAGUUGAAGUAAUGAGGCAGGAGCUAUCGCAGGUCCGUUCGCAAGCGGAGGAAGUGAAAGCUUUGGAGGCUAGGAAUGCGUCAAAAAUUUCUCAGCUGGUCGAGGAGCAAGGAACGACUUUGCGGAACCUGGAGGCAGCACGUUCCAGAGGGGAAAAUUUAGAGACCCAGAUCCAAACCGCUCGUUCUGAAUGCGAAGAGUUGAACAGGGCCCUGAAGAACACCAACCUGGAGAAAGAUAGAUUACUUCGGGUACAGGCUAACGAGCACGAUCGCAUCAUGCGGGAUCACAUCGCCGAAGCUGACGGCGACAGGGCUGUUCUUGAACACCAAUUCUCGGAGCUCAGAGCACAGCUUGAAGCCACUGAACGGCAACUGAAGGAGGCACGCUCACAAACCGAGCUAACCAACGCAGAUGCCAUGGGUCUGCGAGAGGAGCUUCAGCGGGUCGAGCACGAGCUUCGGGAGGCAAGGCACAUAGAGAGAAUCCUCCGAGAUGACUUGACAGCUGGACGGUCUUCUCAGUCUGACUACGAGCAUCGAUUGGAAAACAGUGGUCGUCUGGUUGCUCAGAUGCUUGACGUCGCAAUUGCUUUCCGAAAUUCUCAUUGCAAAGCACUUUCUCUCGUGCAUAAUCUCACCAGUCACCCCAGUUCAUCGAAGCAUGCACAGUCCCUUGCCGAUUCUACGUUCACAUCCACUCAACGCCACGGACAGAGUGCUGGUGCGCAAGCCGAUGAGCCCCCUCCAAUUGAUCCAUCAGAUCUUCUGGGUGCCCUGGAAUCACUACGUGCCUUCGACCACGAUCAUUUCUUGGAAGCGGUGGGCAGAACAGGUUCUAUCAUUCGGAAGUGGCAGAAGCAAUGCAAGGAAUAUCGAGAGCGCGCAAAGGGCAAGAUCUCUUUUCGGAAUUUUGCCAAAGGGGAUUUAGCACUGUUCCUACCAACCCGCAAUUCUAUUUCAAAACCUUGGGCGGCGUUUAAUGUUUCAUUCCCACAUUACUUCCUUUUGGCCACUGGUCACCUCGGCGAGCAGCUGAAAACGAGAGAAUGGAUAGUGGCAAGGAUAACAUCCAUUACCGAACGUAUUGUCGAUAGUAAGGAUCCCUCCAGCAAUCCAUAUGGUUUAGGCGACGGGGUAAAGUACUAUAUGUUGGAAGUGGAAGACUGGACUCAAGCAGGUCAGAUGAAUAAGCGGAGACCUGCUGGCAGAAAGGUUUCGGCAUUAUCGGAUCCUGAAACCGACCGCAAGACAAGCUCAAUUCCUCCCGAGCCUUCUCCUAGCCCACCACCAGCGCCUCCCCAGUCUGACUUUGAGAGCGUUUUCAGUGUUACACAACCUCCCACAUCAUCAUCCUUCCCCGUCAGGGCAAGAGCGAACUCCACACCUGUUGCUGGUCCAUCUUCAUUGUCUCGUCUGCUUGCCCAAGCCCCUCCUGAGAACUCAAUGGAAAUAAGUCCAUUGUCGCGGGAUGUUUCUCCCCCUACUACCCCUUUGCCACCACCACCACCUCCUUCGCCGCCGAUACAAGUUGAUUUGAAUGCGCAACAGCCUGCCUCAUUAACUCAUGCUCCAUACAUACCAUCUCCACUGCGUCCAGGUUCGCGUGCAUCUCGUGGCUCCUCGUCCUCUAGGUUCUCUGCGGUGCGGCUUCCACCACUUGCAUCUGUCUCUGCUUCCCCCACUUCUGUGAAAGCAGUGGCUACUACCGCUCUGACAGAACAUGAUUUAUCGUCAAUAUCCCCUCCACACGAAUAUUCAACUAUCAAAGGACCGCCGUCUCCACAGGGCUCGUUGUCUGAAGGGAUGACCAGCAUCUUUCUCAACAGACGCCGGACUACGUCACACCAUGUCCCUCGGUCCUCUCCAUUGGCGUCUAGCAAUUUUUCGAGCCCACCAUCCGCUACCAGCGCACUUGCUAGCUUAGCCAGCAAUUUUGUGCCUUUCGGGAGAAGAAAGAAGGUCGAUAUGCCUGCUCCCAUCAUUGAGGGGCCUGUACGCGAUCAAGCCGGGGGUAGUGAGGUGUCAGCUAGUGAUAUGCUGAGACGGUUUUAG
This is a messenger RNA of Suillus fuscotomentosus, 3828 nucleotides long. RefSeq names its product putative peripheral membrane protein. The record is from RefSeq and is a predicted model, not a curated record. The coding region runs from base 1 to 3828 and encodes 1275 amino acids. Gene Ontology annotation, cellular component: extrinsic component of membrane; Atg1/ULK1 kinase complex; phagophore assembly site membrane. Gene Ontology annotation, molecular function: molecular adaptor activity; protein kinase binding. Gene Ontology annotation, biological process: reticulophagy; positive regulation of protein phosphorylation; autophagosome assembly. The transcript has 16 exons. Lineage: Eukaryota; Fungi; Basidiomycota; Agaricomycetes; Boletales; Suillaceae.